This is a messenger RNA of Volvox carteri f. nagariensis, 646 nucleotides long. RefSeq names its product component of cytosolic 80S ribosome and 60S large subunit (gene rpl13A). The coding region runs from base 25 to 582 and encodes 185 amino acids. Gene Ontology annotation, molecular function: structural constituent of ribosome; mRNA binding. The transcript is spliced from 5 exons. Gene Ontology annotation, biological process: translation; negative regulation of translation. The record is from RefSeq and is a predicted model, not a curated record. Gene Ontology annotation, cellular component: cytosolic large ribosomal subunit; ribosome. Lineage: Eukaryota; Viridiplantae; Chlorophyta; Chlorophyceae; Chlamydomonadales; Volvocaceae.
CCUGCGGCCAUAGUUGCAACAACAAUGCCGAAGACGGUGGUCAUCGACGGGCGUGCCCAUAUGCUGGGCCGCCUGGCCUCUGUGGUGGCUAAGCAGAUUCUGAGUGGGCAGCAAAUUGUCGUGGUCCGUGCCGAGGACAUUACCAUCUCGGGCGGCCUUGUGCGGCAGAAGAUGAAGUAUGACCGGUUCCUGCGCAAGCGGAUGAACACCAAUCCCACUCGUGGCCCAUUCCACUUCCGUGCGCCGUCCCGCAUCUUCUGGAGGACAGUGCGCGGCAUGAUUCCACACAAGACGGCGCGCGGUGCUGCCGCCCUGGAGCGCCUCAAGGCGUUUGAGGGCGUCCCGCACCCGUACGACAAGGUAAAGCGCAUGGUGGUGCCAGACGCGCUUAAGGUGUUGCGGCUGCAACACGGCCACCGGUGCUGCAAGCUCGGCGAUCUGUCAGCUGCGGUUGGCUGGAAGCACCAGGCUGCGGUGGCCGAGCUGGAGGAGAAGCGCAAGGCCAAGGCCAAGGCUUUCUACGUGGCCAAAAAGAAGCUGAUUGCGCUGCGGGUGAAGGCCGCUGCUCAGGUUAAGGCGUAAAAACCGCGGCGGGAGUCAGCGAGGAGAGAGCCUUACAAUGUCUGUAAACCCCACAUCGUGUGCA